Antrostomus carolinensis (chuck-will's-widow) is the source of this 1906-nucleotide messenger RNA. It is a transcript of the gene DHRS11, whose product is annotated as dehydrogenase/reductase 11. The transcript is spliced from 6 exons. Lineage: Eukaryota; Metazoa; Chordata; Aves; Caprimulgiformes; Caprimulgidae. Gene Ontology annotation, molecular function: oxidoreductase activity. The coding region runs from base 85 to 630 and encodes 181 amino acids. The record is from RefSeq and is a predicted model, not a curated record.
GCAGCUGAAUGCCAGAGUGCUGGCUAUCCAGGGACCCUCAUCCCAUACAAGUGUGAUCUCUCCAACGAAGAGGAGAUCCUGUCCAUGUUCUCUGCCAUCAAGACCCUUCAUCAAGGAGUUGAUGUCUGCAUCAACAACGCGGGGCUGGCUCGCCCGGAGCCCCUGCUCUCGGGGAAAACGGAGGGCUGGCGGACGAUGAUAGAUGUCAACGUGAUGGCUGUGAGCAUCUGUACCCGAGAGGCCUACCAGUCCAUGAAAGAGAGGAACAUCGAUGAUGGGCAUAUUAUUAACAUUAACAGCAUGAAUGGCCACAGCGUUGUGCCACAGUCAGUGGUGCAUUUUUACAGUGCCACCAAGUACGCAGUGACGGCUCUCACGGAGGGGCUGAGGCAAGAACUCAGAGAAGCAAAGACCCAUAUACGAGCUACAUGUAUAUCUCCAGGACUGGUGGAAACGGGAUUUGCUUUUAAACUUCAUGAUAAUGACCCUGAGAGAGCUGCUGCAACAUAUGAGAGCAUUCGGUGUCUCAAAGCUGAAGAUAUGGCAAAUGCUGUCAUAUAUGUCCUCAGUGCCCCACCUCAUGUACAGAUUGCAGAUAUACAGAUGAGGCCCACGGAGCAGAUAUCAUAGCAAAUGAAGAGGACUGUGAGCAGCACCGUGUAUCCACUCCACUUCGAACCCUCUGGCAAUGUAGGGUUUCGUCAGCUGGCUAGCAACGUUUUAAUUGAGUACCAAGGAUCAUGUUUGAAGAAUUAUUUUCUCUCCCUCUCUCUGAGCUGGUGGUGGUGCUGAGCCAGUUUAAAAAAGUAGUAGUGGGUCUCUUUUGUCCCCCACUCCUUUCUGAAACUGCUUAAGAGUAAAAUGUAUUUGAAAAUAACGCAGGGAAGUGGUUUGUGGAAGAUUGUUGUCUCCAGGCUGGUUUAUGCUUCCUUUUGCUUUCUUUUCAAGGUUUGUUUGAUCUUAUUUACUGAUGGUGUGUCUGGACAUAGGUGAAGUGGCACAAGAUGUUUACCAGCUUCAGUGUGCUUAGGGUUUGAGAUUUUCAGUGGAUGUCAUACAUGAAUCCAUCUAAUUUUGGGGUUUAUUUUUAUCAGAUUGAUUACUGAUGGUAAUGAUGCAUGUGAUAUUUUCUACUUCUUUCGUACUCCACAGCCCUAAACCCAGUGUACAAUCUCACCCACCUCCCCAAACCCUCCUUUCCAUUCACAUGAAUCACACCUGCCAAGUUUGAGGAAGUAUAAAUGUGUGUGUUUGCUGUUUUUCUUUCUUUCUAGGUAGGUAGGUAAAUAGUUGGAGGGAAAGUACCUGUACUUCUGCAGGUUAGAAUGAUCAUCUAAGUGGCAUAGUUACAGUAAGAGUGAGUUGUUUGGUAUUUUUAAUAAAAUCUAAAUGUGUGCUGUCUUGUGAUCACCUCUAUCCUUGGUAUCAUCUCCCAGCACUCUUGAUGUUUUUGUAUGUGAUAUUUGCAUGCAUUGACACUUUUCUGGAAAUAUUGAUCGGUCUUAGAAAGAUGUAUGGUGUGUUUAAAUGCUGGUGUUGAUGAGCUGGAAAUGUUGAAAGUUUGUUUAUAUGCAGAAAUACAAACUCAGAGAGAGAGAGAGAGUGAAAUGAACCAUGCUGAAGCUGUCCAAAAUGUCAAGAAGGGGAAUUUGCUUAUGAAGCAGCAGGUGAAAGGUCUGGCUCAGAUCUUGUACAAGUUCUACGCUGGUGCAGCCGCAUUGUUUUGUUCUGGAUUUAUUCUAACAUCAGGGAGAAGAGAAUCAGCCUCAAAGCUGAUGCAUGUGGAGCUGGAGUCCACUUGAGUUGUCUUAAGACUCUUGCAGCGUGGCAAAAGCACGUCUGUGCAUAGUCCAACUUGCUGCAGAGCUCUGGAGCUGUUAACGUGUAUGUUGCCUUACGAUUGCAG